AUGAGUGUGAAUGAGUACUACCUCAAGUUCAUCUCUCUGGCCAAGUAUGCUCCGGAAAUGGUACGUGAUAUGUGGGCCAAAGUUAGGCGGUUUUUGUUGGGACUUUCAGAUGAUUUGUUUGCUGAUGCUAAUAUAGAUGCUCGGAAUAAUGACAUGACCAUCACUAAGAUAGUUGCCUUUGUUCAAGGGAAUGAAGAUAGGAAAUCAAAAUCAGGACCUGCUCCAUAUUCAGCUAGUGCACCAGUUCUGAGGUCAAAGUUUAGCAAGAAAAACCAAAAUUUCAAAGCAGCAGGCUCACAGUCACAGACUAGUGUGGGCUACAGAGGCCUUGAGUACCCUACUUGCAAUACGUGUGGUAAGAAGCAUCCAGGGAUGUGUCAUUUGGGCACAAAUAGUUGCUUUGGGUGCACCCCUCAUAACUCUCAGGCCCAACAAAGGCGCGGUGCAGCAAAGUCUAGUAAUGCAGGCGGUGGUCAAAACUGCUUGUAUGCACUAGCAAGCCGUCAGGAUACAGAGGCUCGUGGAGAUGUUGUCACAGAUCCGGGAUCCACCCUAUCUUAUGUAACCUCAUAUGUUGCUAAGAAAUUUGGGAUAGAACCCGAAAAGUUGUGUGAACCCUUUGAAGUGUGCACUCUAGUUGGAGAAUCAGUUAUAGCAAGAUCAGGAUACCAUCAGUUGAAGGUUAAGGAAGUUGAUAUUCCAAAAAUAACUUUCAGGACUCGAUAUGGGCAUUUCGGAUUUUUGAUAAUGUCAUUGGGUUUAGCGAAUGCACCAUCAGCUUUCAUGGACCUUAUGAAUAUGGUCUUCAAACCUUAUCUUGAUUUGUUCGUUAUCGCGUUUAUUGAUGACAUCUUGAUUUAUUCCCGUCGCAAGACAGACCGUGCAGAACAUCUCAGAAUUGUAUUGCAGACACUGCAGGAUCACAAGUUAUGUGCAAAAUUUUCUAAGUGCGAAUUCUGGUUGAAAUCAGUAGCGAUUUUGGGCCAUGUCAUCUCAGGGGAAGGCGUGCAGGUGGACUUUCAGAAAAUAGAGGCAGUGAAGAAUUGGCCUAGACCCACCUCAGUAUCUGAUAUAAGAAGUUUCUUGGGUCUAGCAGGCUAUUAUAUGCGUUUCAUAGAGGGAUUUUCUUCUAUCUCGUCCCCUUUGACUAGAUUAACUCAGAAGAAAGUCAAGUUUCAAUGGUCGGAUGCGUGCGAGAAAAGUUUUGAGGAGUUAAAGAAGAGGUUGACUUCAACUCCAUUCCUGUCACUACCGGAAGGAACCGAAGGGUUCAUUGUUUAUUGUGAUGCUUCAGGGGAAGCAAAUGUUGUAGCCAAUGCUCUCAGUCGGCGUUCUAUGGGAAGCUUAGCUCAUGUUAAGGCAGACAAGCAAACUAUGAUGAAGGAAGUCCACCGCUUAGCAAGUCUAGGAGUUCGACUUUUGGACUCCAAAGAUGGUGGUGUUGUUCUCCAGAAUAGGGCUGAAUCCUCCUUAGCAGCCGAAAGGCAGACUAUGCGUUCCAGACGUAGAUGGGCUCAGAGAGCAGAUUAUGUCAGAAGCCCACAAUUCCAGGUGAAAGUCGAACACCAGAAACCUGGCGGUUUAACUUAG
Nicotiana tabacum (common tobacco) is the source of this 1590-nucleotide messenger RNA. The record is from RefSeq and is a predicted model, not a curated record. NCBI's taxonomy places the organism in Eukaryota, Viridiplantae, Streptophyta, Magnoliopsida, Solanales, Solanaceae.